UCUCUUAUAUUGUAUGAUAUGACAGCUUUCUUUUGAUGGGAAAUCUUUCAUUUGGCCAGAGAAAGGGAUAAUUUGCUUCUUUUAAGGAGUUAAUCCUCUGGUCCAUUUCCGGGCUGGGAACAGCUAUCCUCCCCCUUCCUUGGAUAGGAGGCUGCAGCACAAUGGAGAUCAUAACCACCUCAAAUCUACACCCAAGAUGGAGAAAUCAGAUUUCCUUCUCCAGUCAUUUUUGUGGGAUUAGCUAAAUCUUAGAUCCACACUAACCCUUCACAAAGCUGCCAAGAUUAGUUAGAAUUUAUUUUAUUUGCAGGGGGUUUACGGUUUUCUUUCCAAAGGAAUUAUAUCUUUCUCUAUAUAUAUAUUUAGAGUGGCUUCAGUAAUAAAGCAGCUAGGUCAGAGGGACGAAAAGAGUGUGUGUGUAUAAAAUAAAAACUCAGCUGUGAGAAUGACAGUCACUUGAAAUGCCAAGACAAAGCAGUGGUUCUGCAUGGCUUUGCCAGUCCAUUUUAAAAGCCACAUAAGCUGUCCUUUCUCUAGCAAAACCCUGCUAGGGAGCCAGUGCACGGAGAGCAAAGCCCCUCAGCUGGGCUGCCUGUUUCCCCAGCUGCUGCUGCUGCUGGCACAGGAUGUCUUCAGAGCCAGUGUCAGGUGCUGACCCCAGCAGGAGAGGCCUGAAGAAGCCACGUCCGUUCAGCAUCGAGGACAUCCUCUCCAGCCCUGCGAAGAAGAACCCCCAGGUCUUGGUGCCACUGUACCUACAGAACAUGUUGGACUACACACCCAAGCAGCUGUGUGAGCUGGAGACCAUCCCAGCCAGCUCCCUGCAGGAGGAGGAGGAGGAGGAGGAAGAGGAGGAAGAGCUGGAAGGGGCAGGCUGCAACUGCUGCUGCUGCUCUCACACGAGCGCCCGUUCCCUGCAGGACCUGCCGGGCUGGCUGGAUGCCCGGUUCCCCUGGCCCAUGCAGCUCUUCCACCCGGCAGUCAGGGUCUGUAAGAGUUCCCAGAAGUCAAGCGAGCUGCAGACCUUCCAGCAGAUGCAGCGCCGCACACGCCGGCACCGCACCAUAUUCACCGAGGAGCAGCUGCAGGCCCUGGAGACGCUUUUCCACCAGAACCAGUACCCGGACGUCGUCACCCGCGAGCACCUGGCAAACCGCAUUCACCUGAAGGAGGAGAGGGUAGAGGUUUGGUUUAAAAAUCGUCGGGCGAAGUGGCGGCAUCAGAAGAGGGUGACUGCUUCAGCACUGCUCCUCCAGGCCAAGCAGCCCCCCAAGGAGAGCUGUUAGUGCUCACAGGCUGCAGAGGAACACCAGCAGCACCCACUGCCCACAGCUGACAGGCUCAGGGGGGUAACCUG
Poecile atricapillus (Black-capped chickadee) is the source of this 1357-nucleotide messenger RNA. It is a transcript of the gene GSC2, whose product is annotated as goosecoid homeobox 2. The transcript is spliced from 3 exons. The record is from RefSeq and is a predicted model, not a curated record. Gene Ontology annotation, molecular function: DNA-binding transcription factor activity, RNA polymerase II-specific; RNA polymerase II cis-regulatory region sequence-specific DNA binding. NCBI's taxonomy places the organism in Eukaryota, Metazoa, Chordata, Aves, Passeriformes, Paridae. The coding region runs from base 627 to 1286 and encodes 219 amino acids. Gene Ontology annotation, cellular component: nucleus. Gene Ontology annotation, biological process: regulation of transcription by RNA polymerase II.